GUCAUCAUUCGGCGUCGGCUUGAAAGAAGCGGCUCGUGGAGUUUGCAGGAAACUUCAGGUUGCUGAAUCAUUUUGAUUGCUGAUACGAGGAUGGACUCUCUGUAUGGGCCUGUCGCUUUGGGUAUACUGGCAGGUGUAGGCUGUGGGCUCUGCCUCGGAUGGCACCUCAGUGGGCGUUUGGGCAGAUCGUCCCGCAGCAUGAUGGCAGCUUUAGGAAACAGCGCCGGUGCUGGCAGCGAGGCCAGUGUGAUGGGUGAGAGCGGAGAGUUCAGAAUGAUCCUGGUGGUCCGAACCGAUCUGAAGAUGGGCAAAGGUAAAGUGGCAGCCCAGUGCUCCCAUGCCGCUGUGUCCGCCUACAAGCAGGUCCAGCGCAGAAACCCAGAGCUCCUGAAACAGUGGGAGUACUGCGGUCAGCCCAAAGUGGUGGUCAAGGCUCCAGACGAGGACUGUCUGCUGGAGCUGCUGUCCCACGCCAAAGAGGUCAGACUGCCGGUCAGUUUAAUCCAAGAUGCUGGAAGAACCCAAAUUGCACCAGGGUCUCGGACAGUUCUUGGCGUGGGACCAGGACUAGCUGAUCUUAUUGAUAAAGUGACUGGACACCUAAAAUUGUAUUGAAUAACACUAUUGGAUUAUGAUGGGACUAAACUUCUUAUCAUUUUUCUACAACUACAAAGAGUGGUGAAGAUGAAUUAAAAGGGUUAAUGACACAUUGAUUUAUAGGUUUAACCAUUUAUUUUAAGUAAACAGUGCACUCAUUCCAUCAUUGAACAUGAGUCAAUUUUGUGUCAUAAGUCUUAUGUACAGGAAAAUUUUAUUUUGGGGAAUCUCAUUUCUAUCAUAUUUCAAUCGCCCCCCUCAUACCCAAUGGAAUAAAUGACUUUUGUUUAACUUUGACUUUGGUGCAAAAAAAAUCACCCCGUUCCUUUUUCAGUCGCACAGCAAAGCUUGUAUAAUUAAUUCUGUGAACAUUUAGAUUUAAAACACUGGAUUGAUGUCAAACUGGCUUCUUAAGUAUUAACAUAGUUUUAUUUACACAAGUGAUAAAGCCACAAAUUCCCACCGUAGAGCUUCAUUUAUGUUCUGAAUGUCUGAAAGUGUCCAGUGAGUAUGAAGGAGGAGAAAUUACAAAGUGUGUUGGGAAAAAAAUACAUGGCACAUGAAGCUAUGUUUAGACCAGAUUUUUCUUGACAAACAAGAAGCCUUUAUUUAUAUGAUAAUCUGGGGGGAAAAAAAAUCUCAUUCUCUUUGUGCACAAUCAGAUCACUACAAUAUACGUGUAUGAUUAAUCUCAACUCAGUUAAAACCGAGUACAGGACACAGGGAGUUAGUUUAAUCUUCGUUCUCAAACCAUUUGUGAUUUCACUUCUUUACAAAUAAUGGGUAAACUGAGUUUAGGAAUAACUGGCAGGAUAAACUGGCUUUCUAGUCUCAAUUCGGUGCCGUACAGUGACCUAAACAUCACAACAACCAGCAUACACACAUACGCACACAUACACACUGCAGCACAGAGAGGUAAGGUUAGUAAAACACACACAGGUGUGGAGAGCCACAUAUAUAUUUAUAUAUAUUUGAAUUAUUAUCCCUCCUCAAAUGGAUGGUCCCACACAAUGAGUACGAGUUACUGCACAACAAAAGUUUGUUUUUCAUAUGGAAAACAAAAAUUGGAGAACCUGCAUAGGUCAGGGAAAAGGUUUGAAGUUGCCAUACGAAUGCAUGUUUAUGCAUUUAAAAUAACUUUUGAUAUAUAUAUUUCGAGAGCUACGCACCCCCAUUGAAUUACUGGUAUUGACUAGUGUUUGUGGAGGCGGUAGUUGUACGUUUUUUUUUUCUCCGUUUUAUUUUCUUCCCUAGAAUAUACAAUAUUAAAUGCUGACAGACUGAACAAGUUGUUCACACACACCAAAAUGAUACAUUGGUUGUUUUUCCUCUGACUACGGAGUGCAAAUCUGAUUUUGUUUUGUCAUUUUAAUUAAGCUGACUUGCUUCUCCCACAAGUCUCCUCAUUGUAGACACCAUUCCCCUUUUAUUGACAGAUAAAACUGACAGGAAAUUAAAUCUAGUAAGUAUCUGGAAUGUGAAAAAAAUAAUUUUUGAUGAAAUCUUUGACAAUAUAGAAAUAAAGUCCUUCAUGAUGGUAUAAAGAAAACACGAUAAACAAAAACGAUCAUUU
Molecule: messenger RNA, 2170 nt
Organism: Sinocyclocheilus anshuiensis
Lineage: Eukaryota; Metazoa; Chordata; Actinopteri; Cypriniformes; Cyprinidae
Product: peptidyl-tRNA hydrolase 2, mitochondrial-like
Exons: 2
Coding region: 91-615 (174 amino acids)
Biological process (GO): negative regulation of anoikis; positive regulation of anoikis
Cellular component (GO): cytosol
Molecular function (GO): peptidyl-tRNA hydrolase activity
Source: RefSeq, a predicted model, not a curated record